This is a messenger RNA of Bubalus bubalis (water buffalo), 2090 nucleotides long. RefSeq names its product zinc finger and SCAN domain-containing protein 5B-like. The coding region runs from base 483 to 1871 and encodes 462 amino acids. The transcript is spliced from 5 exons. Gene Ontology annotation, molecular function: RNA polymerase II cis-regulatory region sequence-specific DNA binding; DNA-binding transcription factor activity, RNA polymerase II-specific. Gene Ontology annotation, biological process: regulation of transcription by RNA polymerase II. Lineage: Eukaryota; Metazoa; Chordata; Mammalia; Artiodactyla; Bovidae. Gene Ontology annotation, cellular component: PcG protein complex; transcription regulator complex. The record is from RefSeq and is a predicted model, not a curated record.
GUCUCCAAGCAGAGAGAAAAAAUUCAUUAGAUCAGGAAAAUCAAUCUGUUUCCCCAAGAAAUGCCAUCCAUGAAGUCUAAAGUAAAUAAAAUACAUUAGAGAAAGUUUACUGCCAAACCAAUAUGGUGGCCUCUUUAAUGGUUAGUCCUGUUGGAGUCUCCACAGGAAAUGGAAUCUACCCAGAUUAUCCAAAGUGGUUCCUUCCAUGCCCUUUAUCCAAUCACUGGGAUGAUGAGGUUAUGGCCAGAAACCCCUGGAGUUUCACCCAAGUCUCUAUAAAUACAGACAUUUCAGCUCCAGACACACUUUGAGAGCCAGUGCCUGACCUGAGGAGGCUGAAGGCAAAGGACCUGGAAGGGACUGCUAACCAGUGACUUUAAUGCUGAGGAAAAGCAGAGGAAAUCCAUUUCCAUAGGCGUCAACUGGGCACCCACUUCUAGAAGCAUUUGCUCAGAGUCCUACUGGAAAUUUCCUCCAUCAAUAUGGCUGAGGACCAGCCAUUUUUUCAGGGUUGUGGACACAUGACAGACAGCCCUGGGGCAGAGUCACCAGCAUCCGUGCCACCCCAAGACACACUCAUGGAAGACUCAGACUGUGACCAGGAAACAUGGCACGUCCGGUUCAGAACAUUUAGCAGCUCAGAGGAGUCCGACCCAUUCGAGGAUCAGAGGAGACUCCGUGAACUCUGCCAUCUGUGGCUGAGGCCGGAUCUUCACACCAAGGAGCAGAUGAUGGACAGGCUGGUGCUGGAGCAGUUCAUGAUCUGCAUGCCCCUGGAGUGCCAGGUCCUGCUCAAAGAAAGUGGGGUGCAGAGUUGCAAAGCCCUGGAGGACGUGCUGAGAAAUAAGCAGAAACCCAAGAACUGGACCAUAGUCUGCAUACAAGGGCAGAAAUAUCUUGUGCGUGAUCCUGAUAUUGAGAUGGUUGAAGCCAAGGCCGGUGACAUGGACAAUGAGAGAGACCCAUGUGGGGAGCCCCCACUGCCCUCAAGGGUCAUACCUCCAGAGGAUAGCCAGGAAGGAAGCCAAGAGGUGCAGAAUCUGCCAGGAGCCAUGAACCUAUCUAGGGAGCAGGACCAGAGAGCUCUCCCACCAGAGACCGUUCCUGAAACAGGUGAGCUGGAGGGUCAGACGCCCAGAGAGAACAUGGAGAAGGACCUGCUGGAAGACAGGGGAGAGACAAAAACCCUUCAAUCUCAAGAACCUGAACUUCUGAAGGGUCCUGAGGGAGAUGUUUCCACUGCGAGUGGAUCCAGACGAGGUCCUGUAAAGAAUCGCAGACAUGUCAAAAGGAAACGGGAGAGCAGUCCCACUUGCCAAGACGUGGGUCAAGGAGCAGCCACGUGUUUGGACCAAGGAGAGUUCUCAGGACAGUUUGGGUUCCAUUCUGUUGGUGCAUCUGGCACCGUGGGACCCACCAGUCUUCCUGAGGGAGCAGAAACCCCGGGACGGGCACCCUCUGAAUGCACGGUGUGCAAAAAGAGCUUUCCUUAUCAGUCUCAGCUUACCUUGCACCAGAGGACACACACAGGAGAGAGGCCCUUUCAAUGCGACAUCUGUGCCAAAGGGUUCAUACAGCUUUCAGAUCUGCGGGUUCACGAGCGGAUCCACACUGGCGAGAAGCCCUACAGCUGUGAUCUCUGCCUCAAGAAGUUCACCCACGACUCCACGCUGCGCACUCACAAGAGGACCCACACCCAGGAGAAGCCUUUCCGCUGUGAGCACUGUGACAGAGCUUUCGGCCACCGAGGGAACCUCAACGUUCACCGACGCACCCACUCUGGGCUCAAGCCCUACGUGUGCCCCGAGUGUCACGGUGCCUUCCGUCAGCUGGGGACUUUCAGACGCCACCAGAAAAUCCAUUCCAGAUGACUGGCUCAGGACCCUGCCCUCAGGUUCAAGUGCCUUCUGCUCCGUGAAGGAAAUUCAGGAUUAUUUGUCACUUAUAUGAUACAAAGAAAGGGUGACAUGUGAAGAACUUACGAUCAUACUGGAACCCGAUGAGGUUCCAUUGACAUGAAUUUGGUGAAUAUUUGAGUGAUGACUUAUCUUUCCCUUCAGAUUUUGUUCUCUACUUUAGUGUAGCCUGUG